AUGUCCGCUCCUCAAACUACCGCCAAAGGUUAUGGUAUCUCAGAUACCAAGAAAUACACUGAUUUCUCUGUGAAAGAAUAUAAAUUGAAGACUGCAUCCAAAGACGAUGUCACGCUCGAUAUCGAGUUCUGCGGUGUAUGCGGAAGUGAUGUGCACACGAUCACUGGCGGAUGGGGUGAAUUGGGCAAUCCAUGGGUAGUAGCAGGCCAUGAGAUUGUCGGGACUGUAACUCACGUUGGAGAUGAUGUGAAAGAAUUCAAAGUCGGUCAAAGAGUCGGUGUUGGUGCUCAAGUCCUCAGUUGUAUGAAAUGCGAUAGAUGUGAAGCGGAUAACGAACAAUACUGUCCUGAACAAGUUGACACAUACAACGCCAAGUUCCCUGAUGAAGUAGAAGCUCAAGGUGGAUACUCUACUGCUAUUCGAACACAUCAAAGAUUCGUUUUCGCCAUUCCAGAAGCUAUCAAAUCUGAGGAAGCUGCGCCCAUGUUAUGUGCCGGAUUGACAGUAUUCUCCCCUUUGGUGAGGAACGGUACUGGUCCUGGGAAAACUGUUGGUAUCGUCGGUAUCGGUGGAUUAGGACACCUCGCAAUCCAGUUCGCCCAUCAUCUCGGAGCUAAAGUAAUUGUAUUCUCUCAUUCACCCGACAAGAAGGAAGAUGCCAUUUCACUCGGUGCGGACGAAUUCGUAGUCACCUCUGAAGAUGGUUUCGCCGAUAAAUACUUCGACAAAUUAGAUUACAUCUUAUCUGCAGCAGACGCCAAUAUGAUCCCAUUAGGAGAUUUACUUGGUACUUUGAAAGUCGAUGGUAGGAUGACUUCAGUCGGUUUACCUGACGAACCUUGGAAAGGAUUACAACCUCAAGCUAUGGCUUCAAACGCUUCGGCUUUAGGUGCGAGUCAUAUUGGUUCAAAGAAAGAAGUAAACCAAAUGCUCAAACUCGCCGCUGAAAAAGGAAUUAGACCUAUCAUCGAUCAAGUCCUUCCCAUGUCUCAAGCUGGAAAAGCUAUCGAGGCAGUCAAGAACAACGACGUUAGGUAUAGGUUCGUCCUCAAACAAGAUUUGGCUUAG
Kwoniella shivajii is the source of this 1068-nucleotide messenger RNA. RefSeq lists its product as uncharacterized. The transcript is spliced from 5 exons. Gene Ontology annotation, molecular function: alcohol dehydrogenase (NADP+) activity; zinc ion binding. Gene Ontology annotation, biological process: alcohol metabolic process. The record is from RefSeq and is a predicted model, not a curated record. NCBI's taxonomy places the organism in Eukaryota, Fungi, Basidiomycota, Tremellomycetes, Tremellales, Cryptococcaceae. Bases 1 to 1068 code for a protein of 355 amino acids.